AUGGAAAAGCUAUCAAAGUUAGCAGGACUUGAUUAUCAAAAUUCUAUAGUAUUUAGCACGCUUAUUGGAGAAAUCAAAGUAUUAGAGAAAAAAUUAAGUAAUCAUCAUUCUCAACUCAAAAAGCUUGAAAGAUCUGUAGACUGUAUAGAAGAACAAACUGGUCUAGAGCCUGGCAAAGAACUAACUGAUUCCUCUGAAUCUAGUUCAUCUGAGUCUGAAGUGGAGGAGAUAGUUGCAUCUGAGUGCAGUUCAUUCGAAGAAAUGAAAGUCAAAUGCUAUAAACCAAAAAAAAAGACUAGAUAG
Molecule: messenger RNA, 303 nt
Organism: Rhizophagus irregularis DAOM 181602=DAOM 197198
Lineage: Eukaryota; Fungi; Glomeromycota; Glomeromycetes; Glomerales; Glomeraceae
Source: RefSeq, a predicted model, not a curated record